AUGAGCAAGGAGGCGCCACUGGCAGUCCAUCCACACUUCUUACUUUUUGCCGUAGGAGGAUGAGAAUUUGGGUGCAGUUUCGCAUCAACGUUGCGUUGCGAUUCGAUUAUCGUGUCCAGUGGUUCUUCCACUCGAAUUUUACAUUCCGGCGUCAUAAAUUUGACGAACCCUAGUUCCUAUAUAGGGCAGGUUGUGAUUAUUGCGCGGAUGGCGUUGGCGAUGGCUGGUUUGUACAGGCGUGUUCUCCCUUCACCUCCUGCUAUUGAUUUUGCUUCGUGUGAAGGCAAGAAACUUUUCACAGAGGCCAUGCAUAGUGGAACUAUGGAAGCCUUUUUCAAGUUAAUUUCUUAUUUCCAGACACAAUCUGAGCCUGCAUAUUGUGGUUUAGCUAGUCUCUCAAUGGUGUUGAAUGCCCUUUCCAUUGAUCCUGGUAGAAAGUGGAAAGGGCCUUGGAGAUGGUUCGAUGAAAAUAUGUUGGAUUGUUGUGAGCCACUGGAAAAGGUUAAAGAUAAAGGCAUCUCAUUUGGGAAAGUCGUAUGCUUGGCACAUUGUGCUGGUGCUAAUGUCAAAGCUUUCCGCGCAAAUCAAAGCAGUUUAGAUGAUUUUCGGAAGUUUAUAUUGGCGUGCUCCUCUUCAGAUGAUUGCCAUGUGAUCUCAUCUUACCACCGAGGGGCUUUUAAUCAGACAGGAACGGGUCAUUUUUCACCCAUUGGUGGAUAUCAUGCUGAAAAGGAUAUGGCAUUGAUUCUUGAUGUUGCAAGGUUUAAGUACCCUCCUCACUGGGUUCCAGUUGGCCUUCUUUGGGAGGCAAUGAACACCAUAGAUGAAUCAACAGGAUUACAUCGAGGAUUCAUGCUUGUGUCAAGGCGUGAAAGUUCACCAGGUUUGCUUUACACCCUGAGCUGCAAACAUGACAGUUGGAUCACUACAGCCAAAUAUUUGAUGGAUGAGGUUCCUGUGUUGUUAAGUUCAAACAAUUUGAAGGAUGUCAACAGCGUGUUCUCAGCUGUUUUCACAUCUCUACCCUCAGAUUUUUCUGAGUUCAUUAAGUGGGUAGCAGAGAUUCGAAGGAAAGAGGACAAUAGUCAAGGUUUAAGUGAAGAAGAACAAGGGAGGCUUGCGAUGAAGGAGGAGGUAUUGAAGCAAGUGCAAGAAACGGGUCUGUACAAGCACAUAACCAGCAUCUUGUCGUCUUCAGACAGCCUUGCCUUAAGAAGCGGUAAACAAUCUUUGUCACAGAGUGAUAGUUUUGCUAAUAUGGCGGCCAACAUAUGCUGCCAGGGUGCAGGCAUUUUGACAAACAAUUCUGGUGACAAGUAUUGUUGCUUGGAGACAUGCGUGAGAUGUUACAGAGCUACUAGCGAUGACAAACAUGUUACAGUCGUAUCGGGGAUGGUGGUGAAUGGUAAUGGAAAGCAAGGGGUUGAUGUACUAGUACCUUCAUCUUCAUCUUCAUCGGAAAGCUGCUGUAAUCAUGAUAAGCCAUCAGGUGGCCUACUGCACCCGGCGAGCAAUGACGUGUUGACGGCCCUUUUACUGGCAUUGCCUCCACACACAUGGUAUGGGAUAAAAGAGAAGAGGGUAUUGGAGGAGAUAUCUUGCUUGGUAUCUGCAGAGAACCUUCCUUCGUUGCUACAAGAAGAGAUAAUGCAUUUGCGGGGGCAACUAGUAAUGCUAAAACGGUGCAAAGAGGACAAAGUAGAAGAGGAUCUCAGCGCACCCCAACUCUGAUUCUGACUGGUUGCUGGUGUACUGUACAUUAUUAUUAACAUGAUGCCUCACUGCCUUAUUCAAAUCAUUCUUGAAAUGUGCAUAUAUUACUAUGUUGUUCUGUCCUAAUCUGAAUAUUACUAAACCAAUUACUAGUAUUAAUUAGUUUUAAGAUUAUUUAAUUUGAUA
Molecule: messenger RNA, 1899 nt
Organism: Andrographis paniculata
Lineage: Eukaryota; Viridiplantae; Streptophyta; Magnoliopsida; Lamiales; Acanthaceae
Product: glutathione gamma-glutamylcysteinyltransferase 1-like
Exons: 8
Coding region: 208-1731 (507 amino acids)
Biological process (GO): detoxification of copper ion; cellular detoxification of cadmium ion; phytochelatin biosynthetic process
Molecular function (GO): metal ion binding; glutathione gamma-glutamylcysteinyltransferase activity
Source: RefSeq, a predicted model, not a curated record